UAUUACUUUCAAGAAAAAAAAUGGCUGGUAACAAGAAAAGAUCACCAAAGCCUGUUGUAAAUACACCAAAGGAAGAACAAGAAGAAAAAGUGACCUUGCUGGCUGCAGAAUCAAGUCAGAAAAAAUGGAAGAAUUGGUGGGUUAGAACCAUCACUACAUUUAUGAUGAUUGGCACUUUCUUUCUCAUUCUUGCUUCGGGUCAUAUCUGGGUUAUUCUUAUGGUGAUUGCUAUUUCAACAGUUGUGUACAACGAGGUACUUCAAAUAGCUCAGGGCCCUGCUAAAGAUAGUAAUUUCAAGUGGUUCAAGACAAUGAGUUGGUAUUUUUUGGUCACAACAACUUAUUUCUUGUAUGGCGAGUCAAUUAUUUAUUAUUUCCAACAUGUUGUGUUAGUAGACAGAGUGCUUUUACCUUUCGCAACACAUCACCGAUUUAUUAGCUUUGUUCUUUAUGUCAUUGGCUUUGUGUUUUUCGUCACCAAUUUGAAAAAGGGACAAUACAAACGUCAAUUCCGUCAAUUUGGUUGGAUGCAUAUGGCUCUUUUACUCGUCGUGUUUCAAAGUCAUUUCAUUGUCAACAAUAUCCUUGAAGGUUUGAUUUGGUUCUUUAUUCCUACUUCUCUUGUCAUCUGUAACGAUAUUUUCGCUUAUAUUUGUGGUUUCUUUUGGGGUCGUCAUCAAUUGAUUCAAUUAAGUCCUAAAAAAACAAUUGAAGGCUUUGUCGGUGCUUGGAUUUGUACACUUGUGUUUGGCUUUUUGUGGUCUACAUUGUUGAUGCGAUUUGAUUAUAUGAUUUGUCCUGUCAAGGAUUUGUCUAUGUCUGCAUGGUCUCAAAUAGGCUGUGAUCCCGUAAACCCUGUCUUUACUGCUGUCCCCUGGAAAUUACCAGAUUUAUGGAUUACAAUCAUUAAAACUUUGUUCCAUAAAGAAGUAAACAAGGUCUGGAUUGCUCCUGUUCAACUCCAUACUCUUGUUUGGGCUUGUUUUGCUUCUCUUAUUGCUCCAUUUGGUGGUUUCUUUGCUAGUGGUGUCAAACGUGCUUUCAAUGUCAAAGAUUUUGGUCAAAGUAUUCCUGGUCAUGGCGGAAUGACAGAUCGUAUGGACUGUCAAUUCUUGAUGGGCUUUUUUGCCUAUAUCUACUACCAAAGUUUUAUCAAGACAUACAAUUUAAAUGUAGGCUCUAUUUUAGCUUCUGUCAUUAACAACUUAUCGCUCAAUGAUCAAUUGGAGCUUUUGGAACGUAUAUUGACUUACUUUGUGAACCAAGGUAUUCUUGACCCUACUGUGUUACAAAAGUGUGGUUCAAGUGCCUUGACAGACAAUGCUCGUCAAAUCUUGAAGAGUGGAAUUUCUUCUUUGUAAUUUAGUAUUUAUUUCAUAUUAUUACUCUAAUGCUUUUAUACAUAAAUAAUG
Messenger RNA from Gilbertella persicaria, 1412 nucleotides. Its product is annotated as cytidylyltransferase family-domain-containing protein. Bases 21 to 1361 code for a protein of 446 amino acids. Gene Ontology annotation, molecular function: phosphatidate cytidylyltransferase activity. Gene Ontology annotation, cellular component: endoplasmic reticulum membrane. The record is from RefSeq and is a predicted model, not a curated record. The transcript has 7 exons. Lineage: Eukaryota; Fungi; Mucoromycota; Mucoromycetes; Mucorales; Choanephoraceae.